UCUUCACCAGCAACCAGCAACACAGCUACAGCUCUCGUCCCUCAGGCUUCGCGAUCCCGCAAAUCUCCAAUGUGUCCAGGUUCCCCACAGCAAAUCCUUCUGGUGCCAGCGGGACGAUUAGCGUCUCUGCUAACGUAUGCACGCGACUGGGGCUAGCUUUCGCGCGUCUGGUAUUUGAGUCGGCCUGCCCGCAUCGAGCGCGCUCCGUUCCUCGAUGCGAUCGCUUCGCACACUCGCUCUCAGCCUGAGCACAGCACACCAUGCCGUCAAAAUCACGUGGGCUGAGGACCUCGACAGGGUGCCUGACAUGCCGUAAACGUAAGGUCAAGUGCGACGAAAGCCAUCCAAGUUGCAGGAACUGCGAAAGAGUCCAACGAGAUUGUGUGUAUGCUGAGAGGACCCCAACACCCCGGCGCCCGCGAGCACUAAGUGCGCGUGACGUCGACGUGACCGCAGCUCUUGGAGACUCAGCGCCAUCAAACAAUGAGACCGAGCUUGGGUCUGUAGGCAUCCCAACGCUAGGUUCAGAGCCUGUGGAGCCGUUACAGUCGUGGCCCUCUUUCCCCGCAGAACCGCCGGAGCUCACUGAAAGUAUACUACCAAACGAUGAUUUCUUCCUUGACGACAGCCUUUUCACCUUCGGGGAAAGCUUGGCGCCUAACUUUGGACCUGUCGAAUGGUAUGAUCUAUUGGCGGAAGACGCGAUCAACAGUAUGCAAGGGCAAACGAAUAGCAAUCGCUGGAAUUUCGAUAUUGCAAGUCUAUCAAGAAGACAGUCUCCUCGGCAAUCCGUCGCUCUAGCAGGCGAUGAUGACCCUUUUGGUAGCGUCAACGUUCACACAGUCGCAAUAGCCGAGCAACCAUGGAACACGGAAGCAAGGAUUGAGUUGAAGCGGCUGGAGCUGACGUACUUUGAACAUUAUGUCAGUGAAGUAGCACCGAUCUUAGAUCUCUUCGACCCUGCGAAACACUUUGCGAACGUUGUUCCCCAUCUCGCCUUGCAUAACGUAGGUUUGCUCAAGUCCUUGUUGGCAGUCGGUGCUUGUCAUAUGGCCUUAUCCCAGGAUCAGGACGUCGGCAAUGAGGCUACUUCUCAGGUUCAACCGGAUACGCCCGCUUCGUCCUCUAGUGCAUCGUCCACUCCACGAAGGGCUGCCGAACAACUGUACUAUGAGACACUGCAGUAUCUAUCGCAGAAUAUAUGGCAUCAGUCCUACACUAAUUCACGCGAAAUAUUGGUCACUGCUACGAUGAUCUCGACAUAUGAAAUGUUUGGUACGGCUGGUAAUCCCGAUCACAGUAAUUGGGAUCGUCACCUGAGGGGAGCUUUCUGGAUACAAAAGAACGCAGGCGCAAGCGGCGAGUCUCCCGAUAGUCUGCAGCGUGCAGUUUGGUGGGCUUGGCUACGGCAAGACAUCUGGGCAGCGUUUCGUACUGGACGACCAGCACUGACAAUACAUCAGCCGAAGGUACCGAUGGUGGAACUCACGUCGGAAGGACUGGCGACACGAAUCAUAUAUAUCGCCGCAAAAUGUGUCCAGUUCGCCGCAGCGCCGAAGCAAGGAGACAUAGCUGGCUACAUCGAAGCAGGAGAAACACUAUUACGAAUGCUAGAUGCAUGGAAAAGUCUCCUUCCAUCAAGCUUCGAGCCCAUACCUGUGGAGACUGGACCCACCGCGUCUUCUCCAAGUUCGACCCUUGAAGCGAAGCCGACGCCAGUAUGGAUACACCCUCCCGCACAUGCCGCGGCCAUCCAAACCUACCACUUUGCGCGAAUAAUUAUGAUUCUCAAUCAGCCAACGACAGGAGGUCUCAACACGUAUCAAACUCGCUUCAAGCUCCUUCGCGAAAGCACAUCGACAAUAUGUGGUAUUGCUUUGGCACAGCAAUCGCAAAACUCCCCAUCGGCUUUUGUCAGCUUCCAGGCUAUCUAUGCAGCGGCACUCUGUAUGGAGACACCAGAUCGACAAGCGGAAAUACUGGAGAUUCUCAGAUCCGUCUUGAGCAUUAGCAAGUUUCCGUCGGUCUCGAUAUUAGAUGAAUUGGUCAACGUCUGGGGUGGAAAGCCAAAUUGAUGAUACCAAUGUCUCCACACUGCUACAGGAUUAUCCAUGCAAUUGUUCUAGGGCUUCUCACUAGACGACGUAUCCCAGGCUGUACUAGAGAAGCACAGCUACAACUAGAGCAGCACAUAUGCGGAAUCUUAUUGCUCCUCAGACGUCAUUCUGAUUUCCAGAACAUGAUGCGCAAGUCCGUGGC
This is a messenger RNA of Alternaria rosae, 2259 nucleotides long. RefSeq names its product fungal-specific transcription factor domain-containing protein. Gene Ontology annotation, cellular component: nucleus. Gene Ontology annotation, biological process: positive regulation of transcription by RNA polymerase II. Lineage: Eukaryota; Fungi; Ascomycota; Dothideomycetes; Pleosporales; Pleosporaceae. Gene Ontology annotation, molecular function: zinc ion binding; transcription cis-regulatory region binding; DNA-binding transcription factor activity, RNA polymerase II-specific. Bases 261 to 2075 code for a protein of 604 amino acids. The record is from RefSeq and is a predicted model, not a curated record. The transcript is spliced from 5 exons.